This is a messenger RNA of Nerophis lumbriciformis (worm pipefish), 2325 nucleotides long. RefSeq names its product solute carrier family 2, facilitated glucose transporter member 11-like. Gene Ontology annotation, cellular component: plasma membrane. The record is from RefSeq and is a predicted model, not a curated record. Gene Ontology annotation, molecular function: D-glucose transmembrane transporter activity. NCBI's taxonomy places the organism in Eukaryota, Metazoa, Chordata, Actinopteri, Syngnathiformes, Syngnathidae. Gene Ontology annotation, biological process: dehydroascorbic acid transport.
GUGAACUGUCCUUCAGUUGUAAGUCACUGUGACAAAUGAUUAACUCUGAAUUUUAACUACUGUUGUUUUUCCCUAAAGGACACCAUUACUGAUGCAAAUGAGCAUUACACAGAAGUCUAAGAAAAACACUUCUCUUUUCAUGUUGGACUAAAAGAGGAAAAGAAAGAAUCGUCACGAUGCCUGACAUGAAGCCAACAGGAAAUACAGAACCAGAACAAAUCAGCAAACUAUCAAGUGACGGAACACUUUUUCUGAUGGUGUGUUCUGCUGCCAUUGGAGGCACCUUCCAGUAUGGAUACAAUAUUUCCAUUAUCAACGCUCCAACCAGCUACAUCCAGACUUUCAUCAAUGAAACCUACAGGACACGCUGGGGUACAGGCUUGGGAGCUCCCUAUGUGACUCUGGUGUGGACACUAAUCGUAUCAGCUUUCUCACUGGGAGGUCUGCUCGGGGCACUGCUGGCCGGCCCAAUGUCGGUCAAAUUUGGAAGGAAGAAGUCCCUGCUUUUGAACAACUCAUUUUUGUUUGUUGGCACUCUAUUUUUUCUUCUGUGCAGGGUUGCAAGAUCAUUUGAGAUGAUCAUCUUCGCUCGGUUCCUCAUGGGGAUUAAUUCAGGUGUCAGUUGUAAUGUCCAGCCUAUGUACUUUGGGGAAAGCGCCCCUAAACACCUACGAGGAGCUGUAGCUUUUUCCUCUGCCGUUUUCACUGCUUUUGGAAUUUUUUUGGGUCAAAUUGUGGGACUGACUGAGGUGUUGGGCACACAGCUUCUCUGGCCCUACUUACUAGCCAGCAACAUGCUUCCAGGUGUGAUCCAGAUGCUUACACUACCCUGGUUCCCUGAAAGCCCCAGAUAUCUGCUCAUUGACUGUGGAGACAGAGAAGCAUGCGUCCAGGCUCUUCAAAGACUCCGUGGUGGUGUAGCUCCAGUUUUAGAAAUACAGGAAAUGCUUGAAGAAUGUCAAAAGCAAUCAAACGCUGAAACGGCAUAUUCUGUUAAGACACCUUAUUCCCUUUUUAAGGCUCGUGACCUGCGAUCCCAACUCAAAAUUGUCAUGAUAACCAACAUUACCAUCAUGUUAUGUGGUAUUGACUCUAUAUACUUCUAUGCGUCUUACAUCUUCUCCGAGGCAGGCAUUCCUGCAGAUAAAAUUCAGUAUGUAACCAUUGGAACAGGAGCAUCUGAACUGACUUCCUCGAUACUGAGCAACCUCCUGAUUGAACGAGUGGGCAGGAAGGGUCUUCUUGUCGGAGGCUACACUCUUAUGUCAUGCUGGACUAUAAUCUUCACAAUAGCCCUCACACUCCAAAGACAACGAGUGGAUGGGAUGUCUUACCUCAGCAUGGUGUGCGUUUUCGCCUACAUUCUUAGCUUCGGUUUGGGCCCUGCAGGUGUGACAAGUAUCAUACCAGCAGAGAUCUUUGACCAGUCAGCCCGACCUGCAGCGUACAUGGUCGCCGGAUCACUAAUGUGGCUCAAUCAGCUCCUGAUGGGACUGUUAUUACCAUUUAUCGUCACCAAUCUUGGGAUCUAUUGCUUCCUGCCAUUCUUGGCUGUGUGUUUGGUGUCAGCUGUGUAUUUGGGGCUCACGUUCAUAGAGACAAAAGGCAAGAGCCUGCGGGAGAUUACGGCAGAGUUUGAUAGACAGAACGGACAAAGAACGGUGAAUGACGUGGAGGAGGAUCAAGUCAGCCCUUUAAUCAUGGAAAAAAAGACCGAAAAAAGUUUAAUUCAUGACAGAAAAUCUGUGACAGAAUGUGAACGCAUUAUCAAGGAUUAAUUGUGGCGUGUACGCAUAAAUCAGUCUUGUCAAAAAAUGGUUAUAUUGUCAUUUGUAUGUAGUUUCUGUUGUCUAGAUCGCACUCCUAUAUAGUCUAGAAAAGUUGGAAAACAUUAUAUUUGUGCGCUGCAUUUUCCAUAACUACAGGUUGGACCAUAUGAUGUCAUAAAUAUGGAGAGGAAUGGGUGUCUCUAUGGUGACAGCCAGUAGUAAACGUACAAUCUUCAUUCAACUAGAGUAGUCUGCACAACGCUUGCACUUGUUAUUAAUUGUACAGUACACACAAUCUCACUUGAUCAACACGCCCACCAAUGGUACACGCAAUGUAAUAGUUUGCGCAGGGUAUUUAGCGCCUAGUUAUUUGGAUCUUAGUAGAUUAGACCCUUAGUGUUUUCAAAAGUCAUUGACCAUUUCUUUCUCCCAGUGCUGCUUACGUAACUACUGUAGAGCUCCAUGUCCAACAGUAAUGACUAUUUCACAGGUUUAGCACUUUCAUCGCUGCUGCUACAGAAUUUUUCGUUUAAGUGUAAUUUUUAAAAGUUGACAU